AUGCAGUUCAAGUCCGCCGCUAUCUCCGCCAUUGCCCUUCUCUUCGCCGGCCAGGCUAUGGGUGCCGCGAUGAUUGCUACCGACCCUGUCUCGGCUUGCAACUGCCCCAACAACUGCUCUCACAUCAGCGGCUCUAGCUGCAAGUACCGUGCUGGUCCUUCCGACUCUUCGUCGGUUGUUGACGGAAAGUGCACUCCCCAGAACGGUGGCCAGCUCACUUGCAUGCCCAAAUAAGCGGAUCCGCUAGCAUUGGCCAUGAGUAGGGGGAUUGGACGAUAGAUGAUAGAUGGGGGUUGGAAUAGACGGAGG
This is a messenger RNA of Annulohypoxylon maeteangense, 309 nucleotides long. RefSeq lists its product as uncharacterized. The record is from RefSeq and is a predicted model, not a curated record. The transcript is spliced from 3 exons. NCBI's taxonomy places the organism in Eukaryota, Fungi, Ascomycota, Sordariomycetes, Xylariales, Hypoxylaceae. Bases 1 to 234 code for a protein of 77 amino acids.